AUGAAGAGGGAAAGGGGGACCGGCGGGGCCUACAAGAAGAGGGCUGGUGGAGGCAGUACUUGGGGAGGUAAGACAAAACGCGAGCGGAAGGAGAAGCCAUGUCCCGCCUUCAAGAAAAUCAACGGCACCAACAUAAUCGUUGAUGGAUUCCAGUAUAAGUCCUACUCCAUAACGGCCAAGCUGAUGUUUAUCAAGCUGGGCGUCAGCCCCAACUACGUCCGUCCUCUAUCCAUGUUUACGCCACACAUGGUGGAAGGCACGGAAGUGACGCUACUCCCGGCCAAUCACUGCCCCGGAGCGGUGCUGCUGCUGUUCAAGGUCGAUGGGCGCUAUAUCCUGCACGUGGGCGACUUUCGAUACCAUCCGAACAUGCAGAGCUACGACGAGCUUCGGCGCAACGAAAUACACAAGCGGGUCGUGGAACUCGUGCUCCGAGAGAAACGGGAAUCGACUCUGUUCUUGGUGGGCACGUAUUGUAUAGGCAAGGAGGAGGUGUUUUGCGGUAUUGCUCGGACAGACCAGUCGGUGAGGGACCCGCGUUAA
Messenger RNA from Acanthamoeba castellanii str. Neff, 543 nucleotides. RefSeq lists its product as uncharacterized. Gene Ontology annotation, biological process: protection from non-homologous end joining at telomere; interstrand cross-link repair; double-strand break repair via nonhomologous end joining. The record is from RefSeq and is a predicted model, not a curated record. Bases 1 to 543 code for a protein of 180 amino acids. NCBI's taxonomy places the organism in Eukaryota, Discosea, Longamoebia, Acanthamoebidae. The transcript has 7 exons. Gene Ontology annotation, molecular function: 5'-3' DNA exonuclease activity; damaged DNA binding.